CUUCUCCAUGACUGAGGAACAACACAUGUCAGUGACAGAAGAUAAACAGAUGCGGAAGAACACCGUGAAGACGACUGCAGUUCGUCAGUAUGCUCUACACAACAAUGUUUUCAUCUCUCACACUCCUACUAAUGUUGGUCUGCGCCAUCAGAGGAGAAAACCCUGCCUUCCAGGUGGUGCUGAGCAACAAGGGACUUCAGUAUGGAUCACAUGUGGGUGCCGGGUGGAUUCAAGACAAGUUGAACAGCGUCACCAUUCCAGAUGUGAGCGGUAAAAUCUCCCUAGGCAUCUUUGGAAAUAUCAACUACCAGCUGUCUGGCUUUCAAAUAAUCAAAUGUGACUUUCCGGAACCAAAAGUGGAGUUUUCUCAACCCCUGUCUGGCAUCAGCACGUCCAUCUUGGGCCUCAGUAUCGCUCUCACAGGAAACUAUAAGGCGAAUUAUGGAUUCAUAAAAAUCGGAGGUUCAAUGCAAGUGGCACUCUUCAACGUGGAUGUGACGUCACUCGUGAACCUGGGGAAAGAUGAUGAUGGACACCUGUCGGUCACUAGCAACAACUGCAUGGCUUCAAUUGAAGCCAUGGACAUACGCGUCCAUGGCGGGUCCAGCUGGAUUACCCAGUUUAUAAUUAAUCAGUCAAAGGGGUGGAUCAAGACAAAGAUUGAGAAAAGCAUCUGCGUUGGUGUGGAAGAUUUAACUGCAGACCUGGAGUGCCAUCUAAAGGCGAUGAACGUUUCCCUCAAGGUGAAUGAAAACCUCCUCCUGGAGGUUCCCCUCACCAGAGCCCCUGUCAUUGAUGCUUCAAGUCUAAAUCUGGGUCUCAAGGGCGAGUUCCUCAGUCUCAUAUCUCCACAAGAGCCCCCCUUCCAGGCCCAGAACUUCACCAUGAGUCCACAGUCUGCCUUCAUGCUGUCUGUGGGUCUGUCUGACUUCACUGUGAACUCUGCUUCAUACAGUUUGUUCUCAGAUGGACUUCUGCAGGAGAACAUCACUGACAGCUUGAUCCCCCCGGAGUCUCCUGUGCACCUGAACACCAGCUACAUGGGCUCCUUCAUUCCUCAGCUUCCUGUCAUGUUUCCGGGCCUGAUGAUGGCUCUCCACGUUUAUGCCAGGGAGUUUCCAGCCUUUUGCUUCCAGGCCAGCGCCAUUAAAUUGACCACACUGGGAGCAGUGAAGGCCUUUGUCAUUCUACCCAAUUCUACUCUGACCCCAGUCUUCACGCUUCAUGUGGAAUCAGAGUUCAGUGGGAAAACCUGGAUCACGGAUCAGAGCUUAAAAGGCUCUGUGAUGAUGGACAACUUCACUCUGACACUGGCUGACACUCAGAUCGGAACAUUUAAGACAGACCCACUGGAAAACGCAGCAAAAUUUGCACUGAAGUCCUUCGUACUCGUGAAACUGAAUGAGAGACUGGCUCAGGGUUUUGACCUUCCCAAAUGGAAACAAGCCCAACUUGUCAAUACGGUUCUGAAGAUGGAGGAGGGAUUCAUCGGAAUUUCAACAGAUGCUGCUGUGCAGCUUCAGGACGCAGCUCAAGGUUUACACCCAUGAAGUCAACUUGACUGAAUACUCAACAUCGGUCUUGCUUCUCUGCACCAGUUUAAGACGCAUACCAAGUGAUUGCUGGAUGAUUCCUUUCUAUGUAAUUUAAUCCAAAAUAAUAAUAAAACACUUGGCAAUGAUUCAACACAUUAAACUCACCAGCUCAUG
This is a messenger RNA of Synchiropus splendidus (mandarinfish), 1709 nucleotides long. RefSeq names its product BPI fold containing family C, like (gene bpifcl). Gene Ontology annotation, molecular function: lipid binding. Bases 90 to 1550 code for a protein of 486 amino acids. The record is from RefSeq and is a predicted model, not a curated record. Lineage: Eukaryota; Metazoa; Chordata; Actinopteri; Syngnathiformes; Callionymidae. The transcript has 16 exons.